UCAUCAGUUCGAGAGUGUAGAAAUACCGACGUCCUUCCCCCCACCGCAUUUUUUUAAGUUGUAGCAGAAGUGCGGAUGUGAGUUGCUUAUUGAUACGGAACAGGCCGCCAGGUUUUCACUUUAUGAACAAUGUGUGCUUAGGCAAUGGUGAUUUUGAGGAGCGAUGAAUCCAGAGGAGCAGACUGUAACGUGGUUGAUCUCGCUCGGAGUUCUCAGUUCGCCUAAGAAGAACAUAGCGGAUCCGGAGGAGUUUUUGAAAACAUCGCUUAAGGAUGGGGUCGUUCUGUGCAAACUCACGGAGCGGCUCAUACCUGGAUUCACACCCAAGUAUUGUCAGGAUCCGAAGACGGAAAUCGAAUGUAUUUCCAACAUCAAGGAGUUCCUUAAAGGAUGCUCGUCAUUGAAAGUGGAGGGUUUUGAACCAGAGUGGUUAUACACUGGUGAGAAUUUCAGCAAAGUACUGACCACUUUGCUGGCUGUCAACUUUGCCACACAGGACUGCGCUGCUGAGAGGUCAUGUUCACAGUCCAGUGCCUCCUCUCCUAGUCAGUCCACAAUCUCACACACGCUCUCUUCAGCCAAAUCCAAGGGCUCUCUGCGGAGACAAUCCAAGUCGGGGGACAUGUCUGAGAACGGCGGUGUGCAGCUAAUGGUGAAGGCCCGCUUUAACUUCAAGCAGAACAACGAGGAUGAGCUGUCAUUCGCCAAAGGUGAUGUGAUCCAGGUGACGCGGCAGGAGGAGGGAGGAUGGUGGGAGGGCACGCUCAACGGCAAGACUGGCUGGUUUCCCAGUAACUACGUCCGUGAGGUGAAACCUUUUGAGAAGCCUGUGUCUCCUAAAGGAACUCCGCUGACCAAGAAUUACUAUAGUGUUGUUGUCCAAGACUUUGUGGAACAUGAACGAGAGUUUGUUAAGGAAUUACAAACCUUGAUGACAUGUUACCUCCGACCGCUGCAAUCUAGCGACAAGCUGAGCAACGCAGACAGCACCACCUUGUGUGGAAACCUCGAGGAAAUCCUCACCUUCCAGCAGGGACUCUGUGUAAAUUUAGAAGACUGCACCAAAGUUCCAGAAGGGCAGCAACGAGUGGCAGGCUGCUACUUAAACCUGAUGAGCCAGAUCAAGACUCUGUACCUGGCUUAUUGUUCCAGCCACCCGUCAGCUGUCAGCAUCCUCACUGACCACAGUGAGGAACUAGACAAGUUCAUGGAAAGUCAGGGAGCAAGUGUGCCAGGGAUCCUGACCCUGACCUCCAGUCUCAGCAAACCUUUCAUGAGACUCGAAAAGUACCCAACCCUGCUGCAGGAGUUGGAGCGACAUGUGGAGGAAGCUCACCCAGACUACACUGACAUCGUAAAGGCAACGGCAGUGUUUAGAAGCUUAGUGACCCAGUGCCAGGAACUGAGGAAACGCAAGAACCUGGAGCUCCAGAUCUUGUCAGAACCAGUGCGAGGCUGGGAGGGAGACAGCAUGAAGAGCCUGGGUCAUGUCGCGUACAUGUCCCAGGUCCAUGUGAGAAAUGGGUCCAGUGAGGAGAAGGAGGAACGCUAUCUGAUGCUUUUUCCUAACGUGCUGGUGAUGCUCUCCGCCAGCCCUCGCAUGAGUGGUUUUAUUUACCAGGGGCGACUGCCUUUGACGGGCACAACUGUAACGCGACACGCUGAGGAUGCAGACAGCUCUCACUUUGCCUUCGAGAUUACAGGUAGCAUGAUCGAUCGUAUCACAGUGCUGUGCAGUACUCCUCAUGACCUACAGGAGUGGCUGGAGCAUCUUCAGCCCUUCACCAAAGGAGGCAGCCCAGCAGGAACCAUUUCAAAGACUGCUGAGGGAAAGCCAUUGAGCAUGGUCAGUACCUCCACGCACCUGUCUCACCUUGGCAGCCUCAGUGCCGUGAGUCGGGGCCCCCUGGAGCCCCCGAAGAUCAACAAACCCUGGUCUCUCAGCUGCCUUCGCCCCGCGCCCCCCCUUAAACCCUCCGCUGCACUACGCUACAAAGAGAGGAUGUCUUAUAUCAUGAAGGACUCCAGCAAGAGCCCGCGACCCAUGAAGAAAUUUCUGCCAGGCAACAGGAAGAAGGAGCGAAAGCCGUCUGACGAUGAGGUUCAAAUCAGGAAAAGCACCGUGGCUCUGGAGGAGGACGCUCAGAUCCUGAGGGUGAUCGAGGCGUACUGCACAGGAGCCAGUCUUCACCAGACCACCACAGCUGUACGGGAAGAGUGGGUGGCUCAGGUGCUUCUGCCAGAGGAAGAGAAAAUCAUCGUGGAGGAGAUGAAGAGCAACGGGCAAACUGUCAUCGAGGAGAAGAGCCUGGUCGACGCAGUGUACGCUCUAAAGGACGAGGUUCACGAACUGAAAAAGGAAAACAAGUGGAUAAAACAGUUCCUGGAGGAGGAGCAAAAGUCUCGCAAAGAGCUGGAGAGGUUGGUCCGAAAACUGGCCAAACAGAAGAACGACUGUACCUGGGAGGACAGCAGCCACUGAACACACCCUCACCAGCGGCCUCACUGCGCUGUGCCUGAGCGUGUGUGUUUGACACGUUCGUCGUACGUAUGCAUCGCUGCAGCAGUGAGACAGAGAGGGGUUGUGUGUUUAGGAAUCCUAAAGAUGUGCAUAUUUGUCCGUGCUGUGCCUGCGUAUUUGAGGGGUAGGAAUGUCCUCUGACAGUGACACUUGGACUUGUCUCGGCUCUAGAUCCUGGAGAUUAUUUUGACAUUAAGAUAAAAUAUGUCUUCCUUUUCACAGAGAUGCCUCAGCAGCUUAUCUAAAGGUAGACUAGUAAAAUGGGAUGUUUCGACAAAAUCCUGUCUCUAGGACACUUACUGUGAACACUCCUUAGCGAACAGGGUUGGACGAGGCCAAGGCGAGGUUGUCUACUGCUUCCUUCUUCACUCGGUAGUCGAGUACAAAGCCAUUCAGUUCAACUUUUUGCAUGCACUUCUGUUAACACAGGUUUUCUUCUUCACGUGAACGAUUGUUUGUGACUUUUAUAUUUGACCCUGUUGAAAGUUAGGAACAUUUGUUUAUUAAGGAAUGUGUUCAAAGAAGAAGUGUGUGUGUGUGAGGUGAGGCUUGAUUAAUGUCAGCAGGAGAAAAAAAAGAAAAACACCAAGACCAAAAGUUGUUCUACUUUGAGGAACAGUGCCAGGGAGUUAGGGAGAAAAUGGAGCGACGUUUAGACCCUGCUUUUCUUCUCUGAACAUGCUCAAAAUAUCACGACAAGUGCAGUUCAACAUGACUCCUGUUUUUAAGAAGAUAAUCCUCUGGGUGUUGGGUAGCUCUUCAGCUAUUGAGAUAAAGAGAAAUACACCUUUUGUUGGUUUUAGUAAAAUCACUUGUUGGAUUCUGACACGACGCCCUUUUAAUAUUUACCUGAGAAAAAACCAUGGAUCCUGGACAAGAUGGCCGCACACAUUCCUGUGUUAGUACGUGCAGAAAAUUGUGUAGUGAAGUGAAAAAUCGGUUUUCUUGUCAGAGCCUGGAGAAAACAAAACUGACUGAAGCAGUGGUUUGUGGUCGGCGAUACAAACACCAUUUCCUACGGUUCUUUCAUAAUAAUUGGUCUAUUUUACACAUAAAUGUCUCAUGAGGGACGGCACUUGCAUUCAUAUUUUGAGCAUGUUUUGAUGGAAAAAGCACAGUUGAAAGGAUUUCUCCCACAGGUUUAGAAAUGGAACUUUUUGAACAUUCACCAGCUACCAGACUGACUUCAGGUUGAAUCACCAUUGGCGAUCUUUUUGCAAAAUGCAUGAAUGUACAGUUUGUUUGUUUGUUUGUUUUUUAAAUUCUCUAAAGGAAUAAAUAUAUUCACAUUUCUAGUCUAAUGCUAUCAGGGAUUUAGCUGCAAUAUUAAAUAAGAGAUCACAUCAUGUACAAAAUCACCCCAAUAACGACAUGUCUCAUCUGUAGUGGUCUUACUAAAAUAUAUUCAAGUAGAAUUUUGCCAUA
Molecule: messenger RNA, 3946 nt
Organism: Cynoglossus semilaevis (tongue sole)
Lineage: Eukaryota; Metazoa; Chordata; Actinopteri; Pleuronectiformes; Cynoglossidae
Gene: arhgef6
Product: Rac/Cdc42 guanine nucleotide exchange factor (GEF) 6
Exons: 23
Coding region: 164-2482 (772 amino acids)
Biological process (GO): lamellipodium assembly
Cellular component (GO): lamellipodium; cytoplasm
Molecular function (GO): protein binding; guanyl-nucleotide exchange factor activity
Source: RefSeq, a predicted model, not a curated record